This is a messenger RNA of Heterocephalus glaber (naked mole-rat), 8796 nucleotides long. It is a transcript of the gene Peak1, whose product is annotated as pseudopodium enriched atypical kinase 1. Gene Ontology annotation, cellular component: actin cytoskeleton; focal adhesion. Gene Ontology annotation, molecular function: ATP binding; protein kinase activity. The record is from RefSeq and is a predicted model, not a curated record. Gene Ontology annotation, biological process: protein phosphorylation. NCBI's taxonomy places the organism in Eukaryota, Metazoa, Chordata, Mammalia, Rodentia, Bathyergidae.
GCGGAGGGGUGGUGCGCGGGGUGGGCAGAGCGCGCAGGCUGGUGGGCCAGGCGGGCGACGGACAGGCGGCGGGCGGGAGCGCGCAGCGGACGAGGCGGCGGCGAGAGUUACAGUACUUACUUGUUGUUAGUGUCAGUCGCUCCGCGGCGCGGCCACGACCAGCAGGAAGAACGCGGACGCGCGGCAAUGGUGGUCCCCGCGGCGGCGAGCGCGCCCCUCAGGAAAAGAAUAUUUGAAGUCCAUUUGUAAAGAAAGAAAAGGAACCAAGUACAGAAUGCCUAAAGAUGGAGCCAGCUAAACUAGUAAACAUUACUAUCUUCAGAAUACAAGUUAAGAAAUGAGAGGCAAGGAAGAAAGGACAUUCAUCUUGGAAAGAUUCAGAGCACUUUGAAAUUUUCAGUGAAUGUAACAUUAGCUGCUAACACCCCCUUUGUCACCGGAAUUGAUGACGUGCUUCAAAUUUAAAUGGAAGUCUCCAUUAUACUCCACACAUGGAAAAGAGAAGUAGAAGUUGCAUGUGAUCACCUUUGCCAACCAUCUGAUAUUGUCAAUCCAAGAUUGGAACAGUACACAGUGAUUGCGUCAUGAUGUCAUUUUGGCUUUUACUUCGUGGGACCGAAUCAUUUACAUAUUAAGUUGAUCAUUCAUAGAAGAGCUGCUAUAACAAUAUACAGAAGGUGAAAACUUAACAGAUAAAAGUUUUGCCAUGCACUGAAAGAAAAACAUUGUCUGUGAAGUUCUAUUUUUAAAAAUGUCUGCUUGUAACACCUUUACUGAACAUGUUUGGAAACCUGGUGAAUGCAAGAAUUGCUUUAAGCCUAAAAGCUUACACCAGCUCCCCCCAGACUCUGAGAAGGCACCCAUCACCCAUGGCAAUGUGAAAACUAAUGCCAAUCACAGUAACAACCACCGCAUCAGGAACACCGGAAAUUUCCGGCCUCCUGUGGCUAAAAAACCUACUAUAGCUGUGAAGCCCACUAUGAUGGUGGCAGAUGGGCAAAGUGUAUGUGGUGAGCUUAGCGUUCAAGAACAGUGUGAGAACAAACCUGUCAUCAUGGGAUGGAACCGAAACAGGACUGCCUUGAGUCAGAAACCACUUAACAAUAAUAAUGAAAAUGAUAUUGAAGGAUUUAGCCAUGUUCCUAAGUCUUAUGACAAUAAUGAUAGUGCAAAGAAGGUAUCAAAUAACAAUAAUGGGCUAACUGAAGUGUUAAAGGAGAUAGCGGGCCUGGAUACCACCCCUCAGAUAAGAGGAAAUGAAACAAACUCCAGAGAAACCUUCUUAGGAAGAAUAAAUGAUUGCUACAAACGCUCACUGGAAAGAAAGCUCCCACCAAGCUGUAUGAUAGGUGGGGUAAAGGAUUCUCAGGGCAAGCACGUCAUUCUGAGUGGGAGCACAGAAGUCAUCAGCAAUGAAGGAGGCCGCUUCUGCUACCCAGAGUUCUCUAGUGGUGAGGAGAGUGAGGAAGAUGUUCUUUUCAGCAACAUGGAGGGGGAACACGAGAGCUGGGAUGAGAGUGAUGAGGAGCUGCUGGCCAUGGAGAUCCGCAUGAGAGGGCAGCCUCGCUUUGCUAACUUCAGGGCAAACACUUUGUCUCCUGUGCGAUUCUUUGUGGACAAAAAAUGGAAUACCAUCCCCUUACGAAAUAAGUCACUGCAGAGAAUUUGUGCUGUAGACUAUGAUGACAGCUAUGAUGAAAUUCUGAAUGGAUACAAUGAAAAUUCCGCAGUCUCCUGUGGACAAGGAAGCAUUCAGAGCAUGGUGUCCUCUGACUCCACAUCACCUGAUUCUUCUUUAACAGAAGAAUCACGUUCUGAGACAGCCAGUAGUUCAUUCCAGAAGAUUUGUAAUAGGGGGCUGUCUCCUGGUAACCCUGGAGAGUCUAAGGACAUGAAGGAAAAUUAUGAAAGUCUCUCUGGUAACAAUCAGGAGAAGGAAUUGUCACAAGCCUCCAAAAGGUCUGUAAAAGUUCCAGAGACACACAAAGCAGUCCUUGCUCUUCGAUUAGAAGAGAAAGAUGGCAAGAUUGCUGUACAAACUGAGCAGCAAGAAAGCAAAGCCUCUACAGAUAUUGCUGGGCAAGCAGUAACUAUAAACCUCGUCCCUGUAGAAGAGCAAGCAAAGCCCUACCGAGUUGUAAAUCUGGAACAGCCACUGUGCAAGCCAUAUACUGUCGUGGAUGUGUCAGCAGCCAUGGCCAGUGAGCACCUUGACAGUGCUGUCAGCAGCCCUAAGACCAAAAGCUCAUCCUCCACUCCAAACUCACCAGUAAUGUCACCUGCGUUGACACCAGGACAAAUAGGCGCCCAUUUCCAAAAAUCCAGUGCAAUUCGGUACCAGGAAGUGUGGACUUCCAGCACCAGUCCACGGCAAAAGAUUCCUAAAGUGGAAUUAAUUACUGGUGGAAGUGGACCAAGUGUCCCUCCAAGAAAAAACUGUCACAAAUCAGCACCUACUUCACCCACAGCUACAAACAUUUCCUCUAAAACCAUCCCUGUUAAGUCACCUAAUUUGUCUGAAAUAAAAUUUAACAGUUACAACAAUGCUGGUAUGCCACCUUUUCCAAUUAUCAUUCAUGAUGAGCCAACUUAUGCUCGGAGUUCCAAAAACGCUAUUAAAGUUCCCAUUGUUAUUAAUCCAAACGCCUAUGACAAUCUAGCCAUCUACAAAAGUUUUCUGGGAACAAGUGGAGAACUCUCAGUGAAGGAAAAAACCACAAGUGUAAUAAACCAUACUUAUGAAGAAAUAGAGACUGAAAGCCAACUGUCUGAUAACACCACUAGCAAACCCACUGAAAGUCCCCAGGCUAAAGGGUUUUCAAACAGCACAGAGCGUAAAAGGGGCUCAGUGGCCCAGAAGGUUCAGGAGUUUAACAGCUGUCUCAACAGAGGUCAGGCUUCCCCACAGAGAAACUAUAGUUCCACCCACAGCUCCCCAGCCAAAAUCCAGAGAACCACUCAAGAGCCUGUAUCCAAAACAGAAGGCGCACAGGAGUCUCAAAUACCGGGGAGCACUGGUGGCACUAGGGAAAAGGCAAGCACUGUGCUCUCGCAGAUUGUGGCUUCUAUCCAGCCCCCCCAGUCUCCUCCAGAAACACCUCAGUCUGGCCCUAAGGCUUGCAGUGUGGAAGAGCUUUAUGCCAUUCCUCCUGAUGUGGAUACUGUGAAGAGCAUACCUAAGAGCGCAGCAGUCCGGCCCAAGUCUCUCUUUACAUCUCAGCCUGGAGGUGAGGCCGAAGCACCUCAGACCACAGAAAGUCCUGGCACCAAACUGCAGAAAGAACUAUUUGCAAAGCCUGUCACCUCUCCUCCCUCCAAAUUAGUGACCAGUCCUCAAAAUGAGCCACCACCUCCCUUUCCCCCACCAAGGUCCACUUCCUCCCCUUACCAUGCAAGUAACCUUCUGCAGAGGCAUUUCACCAACUGGACCAAGCCAGCUAGCCCCACCAGAUCCACAGAAGCUGAAUCUGUUUUGCACUCUGAAGGCAGCAGACGGCCAGCUGAGGCAAAGCCUAAACGCUGGAUAUCAUUUAAAAGCUUCUUCCGCCGUCGGAAAACAGAUGAGGAAGAUGACAAAGAGAAAGAGAGAGAGAAAGGGAAACUGGUGGGCCUGGAUGGCACGGUCAUCCACAUGUUGCCUCCUCCUCCCGUUCAACGCCAUCAUUGGUUUACAGAGGCAAAAGGAGAGUCUAGUGAGAAGCCAUCCAUUAUCUUCAUGUACAGGUGUGACCCUGCCCAAGGCCAGCUCAACGUGGAGCAGAGCAAGGUCAGGGCUGAGCAGACAGCAGGCACGGAGAAAGAUAGAACAGAGGAUGUGUCACUGCAAGACUCUCAGAAAAAGAAAAGUAGUCGUCAUUCACCAUUACAGAUUCCUGAAAAAGUUCCCAGUCAUGUGGCCCAUGAAUUAGCGGAGGAAUUUUCUCCUCGGGAUCCCAGACGUCUUGCAAAGCAAGAUGGUGGGGUCUGUGCUUCCAUCUCACCAGCAUUGCUGCCACCUGACCUGGAAAAAGAAGAGGAAAAAGAAGAUACUUCAGAGUCCAUUGACCUGAACCCCUGUAGUGCAACAUACAGCAAUUUAGGGCAAUCUAGAGCAGCUAUGAUACCUCCCAAGCAUCCACGCCAGCCCAAGGGAGCUUUGGACGAUGCCAUUGCCUUUGGAGGGAAAACAGACCAAGAAGCACCAAAUGCUUCCCAACCCACGCCACCCCCACUGCCAAAGAAAAUGAUCAUAAGAGCCAAUACAGAGCCAAUCUCCAAAGACCUCCAGAAAUCCUUGGAAAGUAGCCUUUGUGUCAUGGCUAAUCCUACCUAUGAUAUUGACCCUAACUGGGAUGCCAGCAGUGCUGGCUCUUCUAUUAGCUAUGAGCUCAAAGGUCUGGACAUUGAGUCCUGUGACUCCUUGGAGAGACCUCUGCACAAGGAGAGACCUGUCCCUUCUGCUACAAAUAGCAUCUCCAGUUUAACCACUCUCAGUAUUAAGGACAGGUUUUCUAAUAGCAUGGAGUCCCUGACCAGCCGGCAUGGUCCCUCUUGCAGACAGGGCCGAAGCAUCCAGAAGCCACAGAGACAAGCACUUUAUCGAGGCCUUGAAAAUCGAGAGGAAGUGGUGGGUAAAAUCCGAAGCCUUCAUACAGAUGCCUUGAAGAAAUUGGCUGUUAAAUGUGAAGACCUCUUCAUGGCUGGACAGAAAGACCAGCUCCGCUUUGGCGUUGACAGCUGGUCAGACUUUAGGCUAACCAGUGACAAACCAUGUUGUGAAGCAGGUGAUGCUGUUUACUACACUGCUUCGUAUGCAAAAGAUCCACUUAAUAACUAUGCAGUCAAGAUCUGUAAGAGCAAAGCUAAAGAAUCACAGCAGUAUUACCACAGCUUAGCUGUUCGGCAGAGUCUGGCUGUCCACUUCAAUAUCCAGCAGGACUGUGGUCAUUUCCUUGCUGAAGUUCCUAACCGUCUGCUUCCCUGGGAGGAUCCUGAUACCCCUGAAAAGACAGAGGAUGAAAUAGAAGAGAGGGAAGAAGAGGUGAAAGGAGAAACUGGUGGGGGAAACUCAGAGCCCUGCCGUGAAACUGAGUCAUCCCAAAAGGAGAGCCAGGGAGUCACGAACAGGAAGCAGAGAAGCCAUGUUGUAGUCAUCACCAGAGAGGUUCCCCAUCUCACUGUAGCCGAUUUUGUGCGAGACUCUCUGGCCCAUCACAGCAAAAGCCCAGAUGUAUAUGAGAGGCAGGUGUGUCUGCUGCUCUUACAGCUGUGCUCUGGCCUUGAGCACCUCAAGCCCUACCACGUCACGCACUGCGACCUACGCCUAGAGAAUCUGCUGCUUGUCCACCACCAGCCUGGGGGAGCCACCCAGGGCCUGGGGCCUGCAGAGCCCAGCCCCAUCUCCUCCUGUCCUACAAGGCUUAUUGUGAGCAACUUCUCUCAGGCCAAGCAGAAAAGCCAUCUGGUAGACCCAGAGAUCCUGCGGGACCAGUCCCGCCUCGCCCCAGAGAUCAUAACGGCCACUCAGUAUAAGAAGUGUGAUGAGUUCCAGACAGGCAUCCUCAUUUAUGAGAUGCUGCACCUGCCCAACCCCUUCGAUGAGAACCCUGAGCUGAAGGAGAGGGAGUACACACGCACAGACCUGCCUCGAAUUCCUCUCCGCUCCCCCUACUCCCGGGGCCUACAGCAGCUGGCCAGCUGCCUCCUGAACCCCAACCCUUCCGAGCGCAUCCUCAUAUCUGAUGCCAGAGGCAUCCUACAGUGUCUGCUCUGGGGCCCCCGUGAAGACCUCUUCCAGACCUUCGCUGCCUCCCAGAGCCUGGCACAGAGGAAUGCCCUGUUGCAAAACUGGCUGGACAUCAAGAGGACCCUGCUGAUGAUCAAGUUUGCUGAGAAGUCCCUGGACAGGGAGGGUGGCGUCAGCCUUGAGGACUGGCUUUGUGCUCAGUACCUGGCUUUUGCCACCACAGACUCCCUCAGCUGUAUUGUGAAGAUCCUGCAACCCCGUUAAUGUGGCUGGGAUGCUGCUUUUAUUACAUCUCCUCCUCUUCAUGUCACCCCACACUUCCUUGUCUUGGUCCUCACCCAGAACUCAGAGGAUGAAGAGAGCCCUUCCAUCCCUGUCCAUGAACAAAUGAGUCCAUUCAGGAGGUUAUUCACUGCUCCAGAUCAAGUGAGCAACUGUCUUACCUUUACAGAAAUGCAGCUGCACAAACACGUAGUUACUUUCCCUUGGAGAUCCUUCCAUCCUCAUAGUCCCCUCCAUGGGGUGAAAAUUGCAGAUGCAUCUCCAUAAAGGGUCUGCUCCUGUGGUCUGAGCUCAGUGAGCUGUCUUCAGUUCUGGCAUAAUUCUGAUGAGCACCCGACUUUUAGCACCAAGUAUUUAUUCUCACUAUAAUAGACACAGCCAGUCUCUGCCAGCAUCCAGUCACCCUUUGAAGCAGCCGCCUCCUCUCCUUAGGUGUCAGUAAUGGAGUCUUUUUUUUUUUUUUUGGUACCAGGGAUCGAACUCAGGACCUUGCGCUUGCAAGACAGGUGCCAGAACCACUGAGCUAAAUCCCCAGCCCAGUAAUGGAGUCUUUACCAGGCAGACCUGCCAUUCUUAGCAUCAGCUCAGUUUUGUUUGCCAGGACUAUGGCAACGGGCAGUAGAAAGAAAAAGAGAUUCCCAUCCCUUGGGUCAGAGACCUUUUUCAUUUCUAUUACCGGUAAGUGUGUGCACUGCAUGGAGGAUGGCCUUAAUAGCCUCCCCUCUGCUGCCUCUGCCUGGUGGUUCUUCACCUCUACUCUGUCCCCACUUGUGGCCCAUCUUAGAGCUGACCUUAGUGAUGUCGCCAGUGCCUCAGCAGGGUGCAGCAAGUUGAGAGCUUAUGAAUAGCUGACAGGAGAUGAUUUUCUUGCAUGUGCAAUUCACUAGGGGCCACCAGGGAACAGAGCUUAAAACACCAUUCUUUGAUUGCUGUCAGAACGUCAGUGUUGGCCACCAAGGUCAGUAGGGCCUAGAUCCGAGUUCUCCCCUGAGCAGUGAUUGGCCACCUUCCUCCCAUCGGUAGCCAGGGUUAACUGGUUGACCAAAUGCUGUAGACACAGCCCUGAAUGAAGUGGCCGUCUGUUUAUCUCUGAGGUCUCCUUAGAUGGCAGUGUGAGAGGCUGACUACUACAAUGACCAGAAGGCAAAGGAUGGGGAGAUGGCCACUGAUGAAACAGCUGGCCUCUUUCAGAGAGUCUGUGCCAUGGCCUGAGCGGCACAUUGCUCCUAGGACUCUCAAAUGGCUUCAGAGGACACCUUGCAGGAAGGCAAAACUGCUGAGGGCUGGCUGAGCACUGUUCACCAUGGAGCCAUGCUCCUCUACCAUGGAUGUAUGUGCAAUUUCUAUAUGUAUUUUUUAGCUGUAUAUUACAGUGUUUAUGUUGCAACUUCACCUGAAGCAAGAUCUGCAGAAACCCUCCCUCUUCCCUUUGCACCUAUUUGCGCCAAGCUGAGUAUUUCUUCCCUUGUGUGCAUGUGCCCGCUUGUUUAUUCAAAACUGUGAGUAUCUGUUUACUUCAGCUUUGAGUCCCAAGAGUUGCUCACACCAUGUGUGUGUGCACACACAUGCUGGGGCGGAGGCCAGGCCUGGGGAGCAGCCUCUGUGGCAGGGCUAACAGACCUGUGCUCUGCAUUGUCAGUGAGGGAUCCCGGGGUCCUCAGCUGCCUGUGCGGUUUCCUAAAAGCCAAGAUGGACUGUGCAGUAUUACUUAGAUGGCACAUUAGUGGCCUUGAAAAUUUCUAAACUUUUAAUAUGUUUAACAGCCUUUCAUGUGAUUCACCUAUUUCAAAGAGGAUCAAGAAAGGUGAAGAAUGUAUUUUAUUGUGCUUUUUUUUUUUUUUUUUUUUCAAAGAGAAGGACAUCUGCAAGGUUCAACCUGAAAGAGGCCCUUGUCCUCCAGGACCUCAGGAAGGUGGGCUGGUUGGCCCCAAAGUCUUGCCUGCUCUGUGCAGAGGGCAAGGCAAGCUCGGCCUCUCUGUCCUGUGGCUUGGCCAACUUGCCGACAGGUGGCAUUUGGUUCAGCACGCAGAGCCACAUGCACAUAACUCCUUGCCUGAUUAUGCACUGAACUGGCCAUACAGACCACUGCCCAUGUCAGCACCCCCAAUGGUUUGCAAAUUGAGAUAUACCUUCUCAAUGUCAUUCUCAAGGUGCCUUGCCCAUGUAAAUUUGAAUGUUGACUAUUUAAUGAGAUUACAUAUUUAACGCAGAAUGUUCCCUGGUCCUUGUGUUUGUUCUAUCCCUAGGUAUCUUUGAUUUUUUCAUUUUUCCCCCACUAUGACUUGGAUCCAGUCUUUACAGUAGAACAAGAUGGGCACCUCCACUACCGUUGUCUGACAGCACUGGGAAACUGAGCACCUCUUCAUACCACAUGUGUCUAUUACUGUUUUAUGUCCACAUUUGUGAAAGGCCGAGGAUGCAUGCCAAGGAGUCUAGAAGGGUCUCCAGCCUCCUCGGGUGAUGGCUAAGGAACUUGAGGGGAAGGGAGGAGGGUGGGACAGGUUAGAGCAGGAGAGAGAAAAACUAUUUCUAGGCAAGACGCAUAUCUGAUGGUCCUCAGAGUAUUCUUCCAAAAUAAACUGUCUAACAUUAUGAAUAUUUUAUACUCCCAUUUUAAUUUUUCUUAUUUCCAUUUUAAUUUUGAUAGAAACUUGGAAUUCAUUUAUCAACUGGAAAUUCUACCCUCUGUAGACACAGUUACACUCACAUUUUGUAUACAUAUAUAUGUAUAUGAGUUUUAGAUUGCAAAUAGCAUAGCACUUUUUCUCAAAUAACAUCAAGUUACUAUC